CCGCGCCGUCCUUGACGCUGCUGCGAUCGCCUUUUUGCAGCCGACUUCAUGCUCUCCCUCGGUCAGUGCAGUUUUGCCGAUGAAUGUGGGUGAACGGAUUUGUUCGUGCACCGACGAAGAGUCCGUUUCGCGCAUUCUCCGUUGUUGCGGAAAAGACAAAAUCUUUGCAACCAUAUACACCCGCCACGACCAGUCGCCAUGCGGGAUUGAUGACGAGGUUAUACCGCGUCUCUCGAUACUAUGGCAGAAAAUGCGACGAUCCCCUCUUCGACUCGCUCAACUGGCUCGCGAGGUUUCCAGCGGGUUUUCUCCCCGUCUACACUCUCAAUCGGUCUGGGAUACAUGUUAAUCAGAUGAAACGAUGGCGCCCGCUCGUUAUGGCUGCUAACUGGAAUGCCUCGAUGGAAUUCAUCGCAGACAAAGAUAUCGUCAUCCCCGCGCUAGACUUGACGCGACAUCCGAGCGUUCCGACACCGAGCUCGUCAAAGACUCUCCCCACUUGGCUUGUCUUCCACUUGCUCUGUUCUCAAGUUGCAACCGAGGAAGAUGCCCUGCAGGCCCUAGCUUUGGCAUAUCAUCAUUUCCCCUCCACGCCCAUUCACAUGCAGCCCAUGCUGUUCAUCAUUACUGCCUGCUGGCUUGCUGAGCACUCGCUGUUUGUUCCUCUGAGGCGCGUCGUAGCUGCCUUUUUGGACUUCUACGAGCAUGUUCCGCCGCAUGAGCACGAGUUCUGGGCGAUGUUGCAGAUGCUUGCGUACGCGUCCGCCAGUAAGGAGGUCAGUAUCCCAGCCUGCGCUAUCAUUAGGGCGAUGGACAAGCACAAUCUGCGCCUGAACCAGGCGACCGUCAGCGCGCUCCUCGGAAGCGCGUUCGUUACGACCAUCCUCGGACGCGUGCUCAUGCGACGGAUUGUGCGGCAUGACUUCGAGCCGACGGUGCAACAUCUUACGCGUCUCCUCAGGGUAUUCGAGUAUGCGAAACGACGCUCGGAUGCACGGCGGUGCCUGUCGCUCCUCAACGUCCACCUGCCGUCAGGAUUUCGUGUGCCUCCGUCUUCGCGUAAGGUGUCGCGCUUAUUCAUCAAGCCGGGCCCCACGACGAUCAAGUCCGAAGCGCGAUACCUGCUCGGGUUCCACUCCGUGGACGAGCUACUCCAGUACCUUCAGAAAAAGUCUUCGCCGCAGGAUGCACUGCCUGCCAGAUCAAAAGAACAUAAGCAACGCAGCUCCGCUUCCAGUCGUGAUGGCACUCCUUCAUCGCACUCUGCAGCGGAAGAGACGGGAAGAAAUGACGCCUCGCCUGUCCCUCACCGUCGUGCAGGCAACAUCAUGUCCACUCACGUUGUAUGGCGAAAUUCUCUGCUCGUGGCGGCGCGGGACCGGAAGAUGCGCUCGGAGAACAUCCUUCCCAUGCUCCACCAAGCUCAGUCACAACAUCCUCUCCUGCAUCGCGAGAUGCUCUUCAUUGUAUUCUCCAUGCGUGCUCUCAUUGUGCGGAAUGACUACGUCAACGCCUUGCGCAUCUGGGAUAGAAUCAAAAAUAACACAGCUGCUAUGAACAGGUUCACGGUCAGCGCCGGCGUCGAGGCACUGGUUAUGGGUGGCCGGGCAUCCGAGGCCGUUAAAUUACUACUGUCAAUCUCCGAACGGAAGCAAAGUACUCAAUCUCUAGGAUCCACCACCAAUGCGCUAGACGUGUCUCAAUCUGGCUUGAAUCCGCGCACACGCCUCGACACGCAAAGCAUCAACGUCUUGAUGCGUUGCCUGCAGCGGACGGGGCGGUAUGAUACCAUCUUCGUGCUCUGGGAGCAACUGGAGCCACUGUUCGAUGUGCGCCCGGAUCACUACACGCUCACCAUCCUGCUCAGGACUGCGCGUCUCGCAGGCAAGUGCAACCCGUCCAUCCGCGGCGUGCUCGUCGAGAUGGGCCUCGGACGGCUGCUCAAGCCCCCACCGGGAAGCAAGACAUUUUCUGCGCGCGGGGCACAGAUCCUGAAUAUGAUAUACUCGAAUAGGCCAAGCACGGGCGUGUGGAAUGGUGAGCGCGCGGGGCAAGUCACGCUGAAGAUCGUGAACGAAAUCAUGAUGGAGAGCUGGCCAGAGUUGCGCGAGGUCAAGAGCCCCAUAUACGCGACGCGCCCGUCAGGCGAUUUCUGCGCGUUCUUCCCCGUUACAGACUUUUACCGCACGGUGAUGGGGCGCGAGGUCUCCGUCGCCGAAGAGAACACCAACUCCACCUCGCCUGCUCCCCCCUCCAAUGUCCCAUCGGUAUUCUCCCAGAUCAUUCCCAACGAUGUGUUUUUCCGCGCAUACAUUGAGCUGCUUGCGGCCGAGUCGCUUAUCCCACACAUCCCGCUUGUGCUCGCUUGGAUGCGCCGGCUGAACGUGAAGCCGUCUCAAAGGACAGUCGCGACGGUGCUCGUGUACUGGGCGGAGGUUGGGAUGGACCCGCCGCUCUUCGAGCAUGUGUUGAGCGGGAAGAGUCAGUAUGAGCGGCUGAUGGAUUGGUUAUGCGAGUGGGUCGGCCCGAGUCAUAUGCCGACGGAUAAGGAUAUGGACAGGAGUAUCAUGAGAUUGAAAAAGUUUAGAGAGCUGCGUUACGCGUUCGUACAUAGAUCUAGGUAGAAGUUCGUAUGCAUGAGUGGAAAUAUAUCAACAGAAUCCCAAUAUAGGGCUCAGUAUAUCAAGUUUUCUGUCACCCUGCGCACAAUAAUGAAUUCGAGCAUCUCUGCGCC
Messenger RNA from Laetiporus sulphureus 93-53, 2734 nucleotides. RefSeq lists its product as uncharacterized. Gene Ontology annotation, molecular function: protein binding. The coding region runs from base 84 to 2624 and encodes 846 amino acids. Lineage: Eukaryota; Fungi; Basidiomycota; Agaricomycetes; Polyporales; Laetiporaceae. The transcript is spliced from 2 exons. The record is from RefSeq and is a predicted model, not a curated record.